Penicillium cataractarum is the source of this 2442-nucleotide messenger RNA. It is a transcript of the gene sip5, whose product is annotated as Sip5p. Gene Ontology annotation, cellular component: cytoplasm. Bases 1 to 2442 code for a protein of 813 amino acids. Lineage: Eukaryota; Fungi; Ascomycota; Eurotiomycetes; Eurotiales; Aspergillaceae. The record is from RefSeq and is a predicted model, not a curated record. The transcript is spliced from 2 exons.
AUGGGUAAUUCCCAGACCAAGGAAUCGCGAGCCGGCACGCCGCACCGUCAGCAAUGGUCCUCUUCCGAUGCCUCCGGCAGCGGCCGGGUCGUCUAUCAAAACCCUCGGUCGGGCAGAAGCAGUCGGCCUGACUUGUCUAUCCUUGGAAUCGGGAGCAGCCAUCGAGAUCGAGAUGACCGUGACGUGGCCUCACUGGAACACCGGCGCGAAACUAAACAGGAGCGGGAGGCCCGCCGCCUGGAGAAGGAACGUGUUGCUCGUGUGAAGGAGCGGGAGCGCAGUAUGAAAGAGGAGCAUGUGGAUGGAGGUUAUCUGGUCACUCAGGGUGUGUAUGUGGGCACGGAGGACUUCAAUAAGGCGGUUGUUCGACAACUGAUGAUUGAGCGACGACUGGCUCCCUUCUGGAGAGGACUGAAUGAGUUCUCAGAAUCAUGGGCGGAACACCAAAUCAUGGCCGCUGCCCGCGGCAUGUCUAUUCCCCCACCUGAUGAGAUUCCCCCGGAGUUGGAGUACACACCACCCAAGGCCAGUGAUACGAAGGCGUCGGCCGAGGUGAACAUCCAGCAUCUCACGGUGCCCAUUACCUCUCGGUCGCAAUCCCUCAAUUCCGACAUGUCGCAAACCUCAAACCCCAGCCAGUCAUUACCUUCUGCGAUCGCGUCCGGUACAUCCACGUCACCGUUCUUCCGCACCCGCGCCAAGACCCUUGCAGCUCUCACCACCUCUUCAAGGCAUGGCUCACAGACGGAUCUGACCCCUCGGGAACUGCAGCUUCCAAAGGAUCCAUUUGUCAACGGCCAGCCAAUUGAGGUCUAUCUCUACAAGGAUGCAAUCGAAUGCCCGAUCUGCUUCCUGUCCUACCCGCCGUAUCUUAACCGAACUCGAUGCUGCGACCAGCCCAUUUGUUCCGAGUGCUUCGUUCAGAUCAAGCGCCCGGAUCCGCACCCUCCAGAGCACGAGCAGCCUGAUGCCAAUGCUCCGGCUCCAGCAGAGGGCGAACAACAGCAAGCGGCUGAAUCCACCGAUGGCCAGCUGGUCUCAGAACCCUCCGCUUGUCCAUUUUGUGUCCAGCCCGAGUUUGGAGUCACCUACGCCUCGCCAACCUUCCGCCGAGGCCUGACCUAUGCCGCCGACCCGAGCGCCCGUCCCUCCCCCAACAUCAUUUCACCCGUCUCCUCCACCUCCUCCUUGGUCUCCGCACAUGCUCUCCCCACACCUGGCCGUCGCCGUGCCACCUCCUUGUCUGCCACCGAUCCCAGUGUAGUCACCACGGACAAGGUUCGUCCGGACUGGGCUCAGAAACUAGCUAAUGCCCGUGCGCAUGCGGCGCGGCGUUCGGCCGCAGCGACUGCCUUGCACACUGCGGCUUAUUUGAUGAAUUCCAACACCUCCGGGAGUGAUUCGCGCGGCAUCGGGCUGAGUCGCAGAGGUUUGCGAAGAGCUACGCAGGGAGACGCCGGCCGGUCCGGAUCCCCUGCACUUAAUGCGCUCGCAUUUUUGACGGAACGACCUGAUCGAACACCGCCUCGAGUGUCAGCGCCGGAUACCGACUCGGCCGAGGAAGGACAGGGAAAUAUUGCACCCCCACGAGACAGCUCGCGACGCACUCGCAUUGAUGAUCUGGAGGAGAUGAUGAUGAUGGAGGCGAUUAGGUUGAGUUUGGCUAGUGAGGAGGACCGGAGGAGACGAGAAGAGAAGGAAAUUCGAAAGGAAGCCAAGCGAAGGGAGAAGGAGAAGGAGAAGGAGGCGAAGAAGGCUGACAAGGCAGCUCGCAAGACUGGGUUGUACAGCAACAAUGCUAGCACGUCAGCACUAUCUGCCCCUGCUGAAAGUGCUGUGGGCAAAGCCAGUAGUUCGUCUUCCAUUGCUGAGGAGGGAUCGUCAGCAGGCAAAGGCAAAGCCGUCGAUCGUGCGUCUCCGGCCGCUGUGGAAGCCCCCGCACCUGCUUUAUCCACCACUUCUAGUCCAGCCGAUCAAACCUUGGCCCCGCCUGAUCCGUCGGGAACCGCCGAGCCUUCAAGACCGUCUCAUCUUCGACAUGUGUCUAGUGCAUCGUCAUCAAUAUCAUCCGUCAUGGAGGGCAAUGCCGGUGAUCGCACCGGCGGCCACCUGUCGGCCGACGGAAGCAACACGUCCCUGGAACCCUUGUUCAACUUUCGGAGUUUGGCCGCCAUGAUUGGCGAUGAAGAAAAGGGCCAUGAGCCUGAGCAUGUUGAGGAUAGUAUGCAGCGGGCUGAGGGCUCUUCCAGCGCAGCCCCUUCGGUUCACCAGCCCCCGGCUGAUGCAGUUGGCAAGGAUAGCGACCCUACCAAGACCGACCCAACCCCCGAGGCGAAGGAUCCCGUGGAAGUGCAGGAUAGCCCUGGUGGCAUCUUGCCCAAGGAGCUCGAGACUCGAUCAGUUGAGAUUACACACGAGGCGAACACGGAGGCUACCUCAUGA